CCUGGGCAGCGGCCGAGCUCUGUGGCUUCAGGGCUUGGAAGGAGAGAGGGAGGGUGGCGAGGAGAGUGAGUCGGUGCCGCCGCCCGCCUGAGGAGAGAGGAGGGGUCCCGCUCGUCUUGCGCCCUUCGCGGGCCGAGAGCGCGGAGCAGUCGCGAAACUCCCAGGCCUCUCGGCCCCUGGGGACCCCGCCCCGCCGCCCGCCGGCCCGCGGCCUCUCUUCCCUUUGUGAGCGCCCCCUUCCCAGGGGUGCUGGUGGUGGCGGAGGGGUGCGCGUGGGCCCGCCCGCCGAGGGGCCGCGGCGGGGGACCGACUGGGCCUCGGCUGUGAGAACCCGAGGCGGCCGAGGCCCGGGCCGGUUCCCCCGAGGCGGCGGCGGCGGCGGCGGCUCCCGGCACUUCCCCGCGCCAUCUUAACUGAGUCCGAGCGUUAAGGGCGCCUCCUCGACCCCGGUCGUCCCCUCGUCCCCCCCUCCCCCCCCCGGCCCCUUGUCGCAGAGCUUGGGCUGGGCGGCUGGGGGGGGGGCGGCGGUCUGUCGCCGGGCCCCCUCCUCCUCACUCCUUGCUCUCCAGCACUGCGGCCACCGGAGCGCUCCAGGGGUCUGCGCCUGCCUACUCCGCCCCAGAUCUGCCGGCGAAGGGUUUAUGUCAGCGUGGCUUCAUUCAUACAGAUGAACCAAGCAUUGGGAAUAACAGUAUAAAAUUAGAAUCAGACAGCUGACUGCUCAGCAGGAUGCCAUCAACUAACAGAGCAGGCAGUCUAAAGGACCCUGAAAUUGCAGAGCUCUUCUUCAAAGAAGAUCCGGAAAAGCUCUUCACAGAUCUAAGAGAAAUUGGCCAUGGGAGCUUUGGAGCAGUAUAUUUUGCUCGAGAUGUGCGCACUAAUGAAGUGGUGGCCAUUAAGAAAAUGUCUUAUAGUGGAAAGCAGUCUACUGAGAAAUGGCAGGAUAUUAUUAAGGAAGUCAAGUUUCUACAAAGAAUAAAACAUCCCAACAGUAUAGAAUAUAAAGGCUGCUAUUUACGGGAACACACCGCAUGGCUUGUAAUGGAAUAUUGUUUGGGAUCUGCUUCAGAUUUGCUAGAAGUUCAUAAAAAGCCAUUACAAGAAGUGGAAAUAGCAGCAAUUACACAUGGUGCUCUCCAGGGAUUAGCUUAUUUACAUUCUCAUACCAUGAUCCAUAGAGAUAUCAAAGCAGGAAAUAUCCUUCUGACAGAACCAGGCCAGGUGAAACUUGCUGACUUUGGAUCUGCUUCCAUGGCCUCCCCUGCCAAUUCUUUUGUGGGAACGCCAUAUUGGAUGGCCCCAGAAGUAAUUUUAGCCAUGGAUGAAGGACAGUAUGAUGGUAAAGUUGAUGUAUGGUCUCUUGGAAUAACAUGUAUUGAAUUAGCGGAGAGGAAACCUCCUUUAUUUAAUAUGAAUGCAAUGAGUGCCUUAUAUCACAUAGCCCAAAAUGAAUCCCCUACACUACAGUCUAAUGAAUGGUCUGAUUAUUUUCGCAACUUUGUAGAUUCUUGCCUCCAGAAAAUCCCUCAAGAUCGCCCUACAUCAGAGGAACUUUUAAAGCACAUGUUUGUUCUUCGAGAGCGUCCGGAAACAGUGUUAAUAGAUCUUAUUCAAAGGACUAAGGAUGCAGUAAGAGAGCUGGACAAUCUGCAGUAUCGAAAGAUGAAGAAACUUCUUUUCCAGGAGGCACAUAAUGGACCAGCGGUAGAAGCACAGGAAGAAGAGGAGGAGCAAGAUCAUGGUGUUGGCCGGACAGGAACAGUGAAUAGUGUUGGAAGUAAUCAGUCUAUUCCCAGUAUGUCUAUCAGUGCCAGCAGCCAAAGCAGCAGUGUUAACAGUCUUCCAGAUGCCUCGGAUGACAAGAGUGAGCUUGACAUGAUGGAGGGAGACCAUACAGUGAUGUCUAAUAGUUCUGUCAUCCACUUAAAACCUGAAGAGGAAAAUUAUAGAGAAGAAGGAGAUCCUAGAACAAGAGCAUCAGAUCCACAGUCUCCACCUCAAGUGUCCCGUCACAAAUCACAUUAUCGUAAUAGAGAACACUUUGCAACCAUACGAACGGCAUCACUGGUUACAAGACAGAUGCAAGAGCAUGAGCAGGACUCUGAACUUAGAGAACAGAUGUCUGGUUAUAAGAGGAUGAGGAGGCAGCAUCAAAAGCAGCUGAUGACUCUGGAAAAUAAAUUAAAGGCAGAGAUGGAUGAACACCGUCUCAGAUUAGACAAAGACCUUGAAACUCAGCGUAACAAUUUUGCUGCAGAAAUGGAGAAACUUAUCAAGAAACACCAAGCUGCUAUGGAAAAAGAGGCUAAAGUGAUGGCCAAUGAGGAGAAAAAAUUCCAGCAACACAUUCAAGCUCAACAGAAGAAAGAACUGAAUAGCUUUUUGGAGUCCCAAAAAAGAGAAUAUAAACUUCGAAAAGAGCAGCUUAAGGAGGAGCUGAAUGAAAACCAGAGCACACCUAAAAAAGAAAAGCAGGAAUGGCUUUCAAAGCAGAAGGAGAAUAUACAACAUUUCCAGGCAGAAGAAGAAGCUAACCUUCUUCGACGUCAAAGGCAGUAUCUGGAGCUAGAAUGUCGCCGCUUCAAGAGAAGAAUGUUACUUGGGCGACAUAACUUGGAACAGGACCUCGUCAGGGAGGAGUUAAACAAAAGGCAGACUCAGAAGGACUUGGAACAUGCUAUGCUGCUACGACAGCAUGAAUCCAUGCAAGAACUGGAGUUUCGCCACCUCAAUACUAUUCAGAAGAUGCGCUGUGAGUUGAUCAGACUGCAGCAUCAAACUGAGCAGCUACUAACCAGUGAAUAUAAUAGCGAAUGGGAACGAGAACUAAGGCGAAAACAUGUUAUGGAAGUUCGACAACAGCCUAAGGAAUUAAAGUCUAAAGAACUUCAGAUAAAAAAGCAGUUUCAGGAUACAUGCAAAAUUCAAACCAGACAGUACAAAGCAUUAAGAAACCACCUACUGGAGACUACACCAAAGAGUGAGCACAAAGCUGUUCUGAAAAGACUCAAGGAGGAACAGACUCGGAAGUUAGCCAUCUUGGCUGAGCAGUAUGAUCAUAGCAUUAAUGAAAUGCUCUCCACACAAGCUCUGCGUUUGGAUGAAGCACAGGAAGCAGAAUGCCAGGUUUUGAAGAUGCAGCUGCAGCAGGAACUGGAGCUAUUGAAUGCAUAUCAGAGCAAAAUUAAGAUGCAGGCUGAGGCCCAACAUGAUCGAGAGCUUCGAGAGCUGGAACAGAGGGUCUCCCUUCGCAGGGCACUCUUAGAACAAAAGAUUGAAGAAGAGAUGUUGGCUUUGCAGAAUGAACGCACAGAACGAAUACGUAGCCUGCUUGAGCGUCAAGCCAGAGAAAUUGAAGCUUUUGACUCUGAAAGCAUGAGACUAGGUUUUAGUAACAUGGUCCUUUCUAAUCUCUCCCCUGAGGCAUUCAGCCACAGCUACCCAGGAGCUUCUAGUUGGUCUCACAAUCCUACUGGGGGGCCUGGACCUCACUGGGGUCAUCCCAUGGGUGGCACACCACAAGCUUGGGGCCAUCCAAUGCAAGGUGGACCCCAGCCAUGGGGUCAUCCCUCAGGGCCAAUGCAAGGGGUCCCUCGAGGUAGCAGUAUGGGAGUCCGCAAUAGCCCCCAGGCUCUGAGGCGGACAGCUUCUGGGGGACGGACAGAACAGGGCAUGAGCAGAAGCACGAGUGUCACUUCUCAAAUAUCCAAUGGGUCACACAUGUCUUACACAUAAUAAUUGAAAGUGGCAAUUCCGUUGGAGCUGUCUGCCAAAAGAAACUGCCUACAGACAUCAUCACAGCAGCCUCACUUGGGUACUACCAUGUGGAAGCUGAGUGCAUAUGGUAUAUUUUAUUUGUUUUUGUAAAGCGUUAUGUUUUGUGUUUACUAAUUGGGAUGUCAUAGUAUUUGGCUGCCGGGUAUUUGUGGUUGGCUUUUUGUUUCCUUGUUUUUAACUUUUGGAAAAUUUUAAAACUGGGAAUAGAUAAAUAUUUCAUGUGUGUGGCAAAAAAGAAAUUGGCUUAAUAGAAGGGGUUUUAUCAGAACAAUAUAAAAAUAAAAUGAAGCAUACUGGCCUGAAUCAUCGCUUUAGGAUGUCCAUAGCCUAAGAAGUUUAUUGAAAGAUCUAAAGACUUCCUCCAUAUUUCAAAUUCUGUGAGUCACUGACAGCAGGCAGCGUCUGUGCUGAAACAUGUUCUUACUGAAGCAUACCUCCACACCUUUCUUUAUGAAACUGCUCUGACUUAGCAACCUCAUUUGGACUACAGCAGAAAACCAUGAACAUUAAAAGAUUGUAUUUACCUUUUCAGGUGGUAGAAGAUCAUUUAGUUUUUUGCUAAGUGCAUCAGAAGUUUGUCCCUGAUUUUGUAGGUUGUGUUGUUGUUAAGAUGGCAUUGCUUAAGGAGAUCAUAAGCUGUGUGGGGAUUGCACUAACAGGCUUGUCAGCAGCUAUCAGAGGAAAAACAGAGGGUUGGGACCCUAAAAGUUCCUGUGAUACAUGUGUUCAGCAUGGAAUGAGGAGAUAAAGCCUAUGUAUCAUGAUAUUUUGUUUCUUGUAGAGUGAUAGCUCAUGCUACCCAAACUAUAAGACACCAAAAAGUACCUUUGCUUUGUUUGUACAAAAUCAAAGACACUUAGCCAACACAAAGCAAAUGCCAGAGGUAUUUGAAUGAUGCCAUAUUUGUGAACUGCCAUCUAUUAGAAUACUCAUCACACUACAUAGACAUAAUUUUAUUUAUCCCCCUUUUGGCUUAUGGGAUUUCCUGUUUACAAGUAGCAAUAGUCAAUUAUUUAAAUAUUUAGUUGCCACUAGGAGUCACUGAGCCAAUGACCACCAGCUGCUGACUAAUCUUCACACUGUAGAUGUUGCUCCAUCUGCAGGUCCCCUAUGUUUAAUUGCUGUUUUUGUUGCUGCAGUACCUUACAAACUUUUAGUUCAUUGAGACUUAGUAACCAUCUUGGUUCAUGUUACUUCCCCACAAUAGUAAAGUCCCUUUCAGAAGUCUCUAGUGCGAAAAUACUACUGAGGAGAAACUAGGUAGUUUGGUGAGUGAAAGAAAACAACAACAAAAAUUAAAAGUAAGUUAUAGUGAUCAGGGACCACUAACCUGGGAAUGUGUUCUAUGUUUUCUUCAAUGAAGGAUUAAUCCAGUGUUCUAAGUCAGUGCUAGUUAGUAUCCUCCAGUUGCUUGUGUAGAGCUUGAGGUGGAGGUAGGCAAGGGGCAGUGCCGUUUUUAGUGACAGACCAGAGUUUCUUACAAGUUAUUGUCCUGCUCCCUCUUCAGUUGUCUUGAAGAGCUCUUGCUGCUAACUCUGGGUCCUGCUUUUCCUGUAAUUGGAAGGCAAGAACACAUUUAAGCAUACUUAGAACAAACUAGCGACCAAAUUGUCAUCUGCCACUAUUGAAGUUCUUGGUUUUCUUAACAACAGAUUAAAUCUUGUCCAGGUAUGUCAUUCCAGUCUCUAUGACUUGCCCCCUUAAGGAAUUUCUGACUUUGGUUUAAGGGUUUCUGACACUAAUUAGAAGAGAAAUUAGAUCAGGGUGUGGUGGCAUAUACUUAAAAUCCCAGCAGUUGGGAGAUAGGAGUCUGGGGUUCAAGGCUGCCUUCAGCUGUCUCACAGAGGGAAGAAAGGAAGAUGUUAUUAUAUAGAUCCUUUGAAAACCAAUAUAAGGUUGGUGGCAGAGUUCACACACACUCUAGUCAGGGUUUUAAACAUGAUCUACAUCAGUUUUUAGGUAAACAUUAUAGUUAAUGAAAGGGGCUUUUUUAGUUUUUUUUUUCUUCCUGCAUUCAAAAUUCUAUUCAAGAGUUUCAAACAAAUUGAGAGUUCUAUAUAUUUGAAGGAAAUAAGGGAAAGCUUUAAAUUUAAUAGGAUGUUCAAAAUCUAAAAGAAGACCAUCUUUAUAAGAUGAUCUUAUAAAACCAUUAAACACCAUGCUUCUGCAUCUGACCCUAUCUACUUCUGGAGGGUUAGAAUGGGAAAAUAAAUCAGAUGUGAAUAGAAAAUUCCUUCAGACUCCAAACUAUUACCAGAGAUACAUCCUAUAGUCUAGCUGUGAGUUUCACUUGGUCAGAUUGAGUUGCUGAGUCCAUUUUGAUCAUAAUGUACUCAUACUAGUGUGACUGAGUAAUGACUAUGUGUUGUGUCCAAAAGAGAUCUCUGCCUCAUUUAAUUGUGUGGCACCGGUUUUCCCAUAUAGGUCAUGAUUAUACCAUCAGUUUAGUUAAAAUACAUGUUGUUUGCAAAAUGAUUAGCGUUAAUAGGUUGUGUGUAAGCUAUAACUUCUGAGUAAUCGUGUACAUGGCAGAAACUGUGACAGUAAAAACUGGUAGCAGGAAAAUUUGAAAGGGUUUAAAAUACCCUGAAGACAGGGCAUGUACUUUCUGGGAAAAAAAAAAAAAUGUGGAAAUGUCAAAGUUUGACCAGUUUAACACUACCUCCUCCCCAUUAUUAUGUGUGUGUUUAAGAAGGUGAGAAGUGUGGAGAAGUUAGGAUCUAUAUCUGGUAUCCAGAGCCUAGUGGGGAAACGUUUCUUGUUCUCCCUUUUUGGGGUCAGCAUUUUAAACAUACAUAGCUUCAUAUCUUAAGACAUUUUAUUCCUAAUUAAAUUCCCCGCCCUUUGCACAUAAUUUUUCCUUUAAACUUAGCUCUAACCCUAAGUUGUGACAUCAGAAAGUGUUUGCACUGUGUAAACAACAUUAGCUGAAAGCGAGUUUAUUUCAUUAGAGCUCCUAUUUUCUGUAUGUUUCUUUAACUAGAGUUGAACAGUCCUGAACAUGGAGUCACACCCACAGGUGAACACACUCAGUCUCAAGUCAAGGCCUUGCUAGUAAAUGGAACUUUGUAAUAGUUAUUAUGAUUUUUUGACUGUCUGGACAUCAAGUAAACAACAUUCAGAACACUAAAGAAAAUGUCCUAGAGAUUCCAUCUUGCUACUAACAAUUUUUUUGUGUACAUCCUUUUUUUGUUUUUCAGAACUUAAGGCAGAAUUCAGUAAUUUUGUGCUUCUGUAAAUGUCUAGCAUUUUAAGCAUAUAUAGACUACAUUGUUUUGGACACUGGAAUAAUAUGAUUUAUUUUCACCUAUAAAAAUGACUUCAUUGUACUUGAACACCUUUGCAUUUCUCCAUUUGUGCCAUUUACAAGUGGAAAUAAAUUGUAUUAUACCAUGAUCUACUGGCUUUUUAAAACUGUUACAUAUGCACAUUUUUGGUAUAGCUAUUUUCAUUUGUAUGUGUAUAUUGUGUGUGUACAUAUAUAUAUAUAUAUAUGAGUGUCUAUAUGUGUGUAUAGAUGGAUGGAUAAACUCAUUCUAUACAUGUCUGCCAGGGCUCAGUUUUGAGUUCUGUUGUUUUCUUUUUUAUCUUCUGUUAAGGCAAGGAUGUGUGUGUUUUUAAAGAGUACUCUGAGCUGAUAUUUAUGAGAAGGUGAUUAGUAGAUUCAGUUGUUUCCUUUUUAAUCUCUUAGCACUUGUAUCAGUGAAGAGAAAGUUAAGUAAAAUGAAACCAUAAAUUUCAGUGUAGUAAAAAUAUGAUAGGGAAGGAGCCAGUUGGUGUUUCUUUGAGUUUGUUUUACAAUGCAACAAAAGAUAAAAGCAGGAGAAAAGUGAACUGUGCAAAGAACACUGGUGGUGAUUUUCCACAAAGGUGGAAAGCCAGUGAUCCAUUCUUACUGUUCAUGCCAUGAUCCUCCACUCUUAAUACUGAUAGUUCUGAUUUUGCUGAGGAUCAAAACUGCCAAGAAAGAAACUACUACUAAAACAUAUGUAAGGUUCUCCUACACUGUAAAAUCACAGGAGAUGACCACUGGGAGAGAAGGCAUGAUACUGGCUUCUUGAAGGGCUGUCUCCUUUUAACUUACUCUUCUUGCUUGCUAAUAGUAAGUUCUUUAUGCACCUUCGACCCCUUCUGAGCCACUACUAUUCAAGCAGAUAUUUGGUCCAACGCAAUCCCUUUCUUAGUUUCACUUCUUUUCUUUUGAGACAGGGUCUUGCUUUCUGGUCUGGUAACUGAUGUUCACCCAGGACUGGCCUCAAAUUUCUAGCACUCCUAUCCCAGCCUUCCAAGUGAUGGGAUUAUAGGUGUGGGCCACCAUGCUCAGCCACAGCAGCCCUUUCCUUCGGAGGUUUAUAGUUCUGCAUUCACUCGUUCAGAAUGUGAAGUGUCCUAAUGUGUAUUAACUUCAGAAAAAUAAUAUAUUUGAGCUGUCCUAAGUGUGAAUCUGCUAUAAUGAGAAAUUCUUACUUCUUACAUAGAGCCUUCUCUAAGGAGCAAAGUCAAAAUGUGGGCUGUCAUCGCUGAGCUGCUUCUCAAAUUACAGAUCAUUACUGAAGAUAAAUACAUUGUUUUGUUCCCCCCUUUAACAGAAGUCUCCCUUCCCUGUUUAGCAUCGCCUUUUAAAAGGCGCUCACCCUUAGUUAAGAACUGGAAAUUCCCACCCUCGGAUUCCUUAAAGGAUGAAGAGUGUGCUGUACACUCAGCAUACAUGCCUCUUGUAUGCAAGGACUACUGAUUGACGUCUGUUUUGCUGUGUCUGGUUAUGUUGUCUGCACUUUUAUGAAAUCACUACAGUAGAUCUACGUUGGAAAUAACUAUUGAUUUGUAAGGAAAUUUUUAUUAAACACUGUAGAAAAAGAAAGUAAAGCGGAGAACUCUUCCUUCUUGUGCAUUUAUAUUUUCUGCUGAAUUCUGGUAGCCCAUUUUAAAGUUGUAUUGACUUGUUUAUUUUCCUCUUUGAUUAUAUUCAGACUUCCAAAGUUUUAUUCAAACAAGUGCUGGCCUUCAGAUUAUAAAUGUAUGAAAUAUGCACCGUAUCUGCCUAUUGCAGACUUUUGAAACUUGCACUGCCCAUUCAUGCAAAAAUAAGUAUCUUAAGAAACAGAAAACACAAACUGGGGAGCCAUGUACUGUGUCACCAUAUCUGUUAACUGUUUCCAGCAAUCCAAACUGUGUGUGUGAUAUUGGUGUGUGAGUGAAUGAGUGUGAUUUUAUUUUGCUUUGCUUUCCUUUUAAAUAUACAAGGGGUUCUUCUUCAAACAGAGGAAAAAGUUAAUCCUCUCCAGUUGAUGCCCACUGGAUAUAAUAAUCUUUACAUCUGUAGGUAGUUGGGAAUAUAGAGAGAAGAGAAGGUAAGACUUCUCAGUGAAUGACAAAGGGUGUCUUGAUGCUCAAGAAUCCCCCUCCCCUAAAGUACGGGUAAUUCAGCCUGCACAGUUUCCUUUCACUUGUAGUUCAACAAUUAUGAGUGAGAAAUCAUGUAAUUAUCUGUAAAUAUGUAGCUAACAAAUUGACCUAGUUUCUGUAUUUUUUUUGGUUUUGUACUAAAGUUUAUAGGUCUGUGCCAGCUAGAGAGGAGUUGCUGUCAUUGCUAGUUGUGGUUCUAGCAUUUAACCCUGAAACCAUCCUAGGUGACAUUUUUAGAAUUAAUGCCUAAAUGUUGUUAAACAGGGAGAAAUGGAGCUUAAUCAUUGGUCAGGUUUGAAAUCUUUUGAAACUAAGUAAUUUUAUUUAAUAUGAUUACAUGUCAGUCAUGAGUGAGGUGUAGGGAGUCUCCCUCCCCCAGUGGCCAUGUUUACAGAGUGUUUGUCUAUAAAGUGCAAGUGUGUUAAUGUUAUGUAAAUUAUGCAGGUGAUAACUAUGGUUUGGGACUGUUUAUGGGCUCUUUUAACUGAAUUUUAAAAUGAAAUGAACUAUGCUUAUUGCUGGCACAUUGAUCCCAUUUCUGGAACAUUUUUCCUACGUCCAGAAUUCCGUAUGUUCCUUGACAUUAUCCCCACUUAACCUCCCUUCCUCUGAUAUGCCUUGUAGCUAAGAUAUUAAAGACUGUUGAACAUAGAUGAGGGAAAUGUGUUUCUUAAAAAUCCAUGAACCCUCAAUUGUAUGCUUUCAGUAUUGUGUUAUAUGUUUCUAUGGCAACUUUGAAGUCAGUGGUUUAGAAAUGAGAUACCAAUGUUAAUGAAAAAGUAUGUACUCUUUGCUUUUGCAUGGCUUGGCUUAGUAUCCAAGGUAUAUUAGAGCCACUUGAAAGCAUGAAGACCAGUUAUGGAAACAGGUUUCUCUUAGUGGCACAUUUUGCUUUUUCUUAGCCCUCAAAUACAUUGCCUCGGCAUGAACAUUAUUGUUAAUAUAAAUUGUACAUGGUCAUCAAGCGAAUUCUGUAAUUUUGAAAGAUGCAGCUGCCUGAUGUCUGAAGUUUGGUUGGUCUCUAUCUCAAAUAACAGUGUGGGUAUGGGAGCCCUUCUUGCCCCUUUUUGGGUCUUAAACAGGUAUAUCAAUUUAUCAAGGCGUUGGCUGCCCCUGGGGUAUUGCCAUGCUGUUGUCUUUGCUGCCCAUUCAUUCCACAUGUGCUGUUGUCCUUCCCUGCAUGUCAUACUCUCAAAGAAGCCAUCAUCCUUUCUUCCUAGCAAUUUUAUUUUGCCUUUUAUUCCACAUUAAAUGGGAAUUGUGCCUAUUUAGAUUGCCCCUCUAGUUAAAUACACAUGUAACCCAAGCCAGAGUCAAGGUGGUAAAACAUUUUUUUUUCAAGUCUACUUGGCCAGUAAUUUACCUAGCAAACUUACCACAUUAUCUUGACACUUGAUAGAAGAGCCUAUUAGGAGUCACGUGGUUUCAUAGAGUAAAGUCCAAGUGAAGAGGGAUGUGUGGGGUUUCCAUUAGGAAAUAAUUUUGUUAUUUUACUUUUUAUGACCCUCUGCUAGUUUAGAAUAGGUUUUCUCUUUUUUUUAAAUUUUUUUAGGGAAAUUUUUACAAAAGCAAUGGUCUGAUGUAAAUAACCUUUUAAAGUACAGUGCACAUAACUUCCCUAGGCUGUUCCAACCUGACUUUGUAAAUGCUUUAGAGUUUUUAAAUUAACACUGUGUUGCUAAAUCCUAUUUAUGUAAGUCUGAAAAGGUUUUUAUCCCAUGUAAAACAUUUAAAUAAUGCAGGUUAUAAUGAGCAAGUUAGCUUUGAGAACCCCUCCUUUUAGUAUAUGAAAAAGCCUAAUGCGCAUUAAUGAGGUUGGAGAGACUAUGAGAAAUAUGUAUAGUGUAUAUUUUAAACAGCUUUGCUUGUAUUGUGAAGAUGUAAGAACAAACUUGAGAUUUUUAAAGUUAACUAUUAACACAGUUUUAACGUGAGUUACCCCACUGGGUUCAAAGCAUCUUGAAUGUAUAACCCUUCUGUAACCCAGGCUGGUUUCUGCUUUUACCGAAUCAUCUAAACGUUAUUUAUAUUUUUAGUUUUAUGUACUCAUUUCUUUUCAUUUUCCUCAAACAGCAUGGUUUUUUUGCACAUGUAGAAAUUUUUAAAAAGAAGGAAAUUAAUACAUGAUUUUUUCUCUGAAUUUUCUUCACUUCAGUCUUUCUACUAACCUCUUAAAGGCCAUGGCAUUCCAUUUGCUUUAUUUGUGCAAAUGCCAGGGUUGGUUUUUAUUUUAUUUUUGCUAUUUACCUUAAAAAAAAAAGACAAUGCUUCAGUCAAUUGCUUUUUUUUUAUUUAAAAUUUAAAAAAAAAAGAAAGAAAAAAAAAGCUGUAACCUUAUCAUUUCUGAGUAGACCAUUGAGAGAGAAGUGCACACCUGUCGUCCCAGGACCAGCUUUGGUGGCUAAAGGGAAUACUUGAACUAAGCGAGAUGUCCUGUACAAAAUGUGGAAUGUGCUGUCCACAGUCUGUUUCAGUUAUUCCCACAAGUCAGGUCCUGAUAAAUGAGGGUUAUCAGCUAACUGAUAUGAUAUCAUUGAGGUUCGUCAAUGAAUUUGUACAUUUCUAGUUCCCUUUGGUGAAGGGGAAAGUGAUUUUGCAAGACCUAGAUUUUGGCUUGGUUUCUUGCCUCCUUUUUUGGCAGCCUUCAUUUCCUAAAGCCCUUGAGCCUGUAGGGUUUUCAUAGUGGACAAAGGACUUAUGGUCGUUUAAAACUGGGAUAGAUUUUGGGGAAAGGGCAAGAGAUAUAUUGAACAUACAGUAUCCUAGCACUUUUAACAGUGGAUAAUUUUGAGUAAGCCCAGUCCUUUCCAAUUUUAGACUAAACAGAUGCCCACAGUGGAGGCUUACAAGGGUUGCGAUGAGGAAGAAGCCUCUCCCUCUCUGUCCACACCAGCUGGUAAAGGUGACCGCAGGUGUGCAUUUCCUUUUGGUAGAAAUGGUCCACAGCACUAACUGGUAAGGCUAUUGUACAGUAUACUGUCAGUAUUCUCUGGUUCAGCAUACCUUAUAGUUCGUAUAUAACCUGUAUUAAUUGUAUAGAUUGUGCAUUUAAAGCUGUUACCAAGUUGUCAGAACCUUAAGAACGAAAACAGGUCAUAUGUAAUAUUUUGUUUGUAAGUAUCCUUUGUAUCAUAGCAAAGGAAAUGUUUAAAAGAUCAACUGUAAUAAAAGUAAUUUUAGUACACA
Arvicola amphibius (Eurasian water vole) is the source of this 12369-nucleotide messenger RNA. RefSeq names its product TAO kinase 1 (gene Taok1). Gene Ontology annotation, molecular function: protein kinase activity; ATP binding. Gene Ontology annotation, biological process: protein phosphorylation; execution phase of apoptosis. The record is from RefSeq and is a predicted model, not a curated record. NCBI's taxonomy places the organism in Eukaryota, Metazoa, Chordata, Mammalia, Rodentia, Cricetidae.